AUUUUCACACAGUACAUGAGACAGGUAGUGAAGUUUUGUUCGUUUCGUGUGUAUCGAUUUUUUGAGUGAAGUGAACGUAGUGUUCGUGUCCUUUAGUUUAGUGACGUUUGUUAGAAAAAUAUCUGUGAAUGGGAUUGUGUAACGAGAUAAAACGUUUACUUGGUGUGUGAUUCUCAUAAAAGGAUGACGAAGGAUAGGUUAGCGGCGCUCCAAGCGGCGCAAAGCGACGAUGACGACGUCGGGCCCGACGAUGUCAACGUCGCCGUCGAAGGAGGCUUUAUGGAUGAAUUCUUCAGUGAGGUGGAAGAGAUACGAGAGAUGAUAGACAAGAUCCAGGCGAACGUCGAAGAGGUGAAGAAGAAACACAGUGCCAUUCUAUCAGCACCGCAAUCAGAUGAAAAAACAAAGCAUGAACUAGAAGAUCUCAUGGCUGACGUUAAGAAAACUGCCAACAAAGUACGAGGAAAGUUAAAACACAUAGAGCAGAACAUCGAGCAAGAGGAGCACUCGAAUAAAUCGUCUGCGGAUCUGAGGAUAAGAAAGACUCAGCACUCGACGCUGUCGCGCAAGUUCGUGGAGGUGAUGACGGAGUACAACCGCACGCAGACCGACUACCGGGACCGCUGCAAGAGCCGGAUACAGCGGCAGCUAGAGAUCACGGGCCGCGCCACCACCGACGACGAGCUCGAGGAGAUGCUGGAGCAGGGCAACUCCGCUGUCUUCACGCAGGGGAUAAUAAUGGAGACCCAGCAGGCGAAGCAGACGCUGGCCGACAUCGAGGCGCGACACGCUGACAUCAUCAAGUUGGAGACCUCCAUCCGCGAGCUGCACGACAUGUUCAUGGACAUGGCGAUGCUUGUCGAGAGCCAGGGAGAGAUGAUCGACCGCAUUGAGUAUCAUGUAGAACACGCUGUGGACUAUGUCCAAACUGCCACACAAGACACUAAGAAGGCCCUAAAAUAUCAGAGCAAAGCUCGACGGGACCGUCAUGCAAAGGAAAAUCGUCGCGCAUAUAUCGGUGCCUGCAUCCCGCCUGGCAAGAAACUACAUUCUGCAACGGAGCGAAUCAUCAACACAUAUAAACACCUCUUAUUUGUUGUUAGAAAUUCGUCUGUAAGAUUCAAACUAUAUUCAAUUACUUAUCAUCUGAGAUAUAUUAUAGGAGCACGUGUCCGGUACGAAAUACCGACCGCGACGGUGCGAACAAUUACUGGCCGUAACCAUAUCAUAACCGCUGGCUCUAAUAUCAAUUUUCGUAGCGAUUACAUAAAACUAUGUAUUUAUUUAUUAUAAUUAAUGAAAUAAUAAUUUAGUGCGCAAUAAUCAAUGAAUAUACAUAAUGUUAGUUAAUACGUACAUUAUAUAAUUAUUAUUAGUAUCUACACGCAUAACGGCAUUUAGAAACUUGUUAAUCUUUGUUUCUACUUCAAUAUCCCUUACUAAGUAUUUAUAUUAAUCUAAAUAUUGGCCAGUGAAAUUUGGAAAAACAUAUUUAACUCAACUUUUGAUAAUUAUCGUCACAUUAUGGUUGCUUAGAAGCCAUAGUGUGGGCAUAGUUUGUAUCUAUAAGUAAAGUGAUAAACGAUUUAACAGAUACCCUCUUUCGAAAGAACACUAAUUCUCCAAAAGUAAUUUCCGUUUACUCGUGAAUAGCUGAACCACGUUGAUAGGUUUAGAGGGAUGGAGUAGGAUCGGGCGUCCGGUUGGCGCCCGGCGCCGGCAGCGGGCGCGUGACGUCACAGCCCGCGGCAGGGCGCCGGCGCCGGCCAGCCGCGCCCUAGCAAUAAUAAAGUUCGAUUACAAUUGGAAAAUUGUUUAAAACUUUCGAAUGUGUGAUAGUAGAUGCAGUUGUUGUUUAGUUAACUUUAUAAUAAUAAUAAUUGUUAUUGUGAAUGUAACUUUUAAUAAACAGUAAGAGUACUUUGAACUUUUCAAACUAAUACAUAGUAUAAACGACUCAUUAAAACUUUCGGCGCUUUUUGAUCAAAUUUAUAGUUGAGUGAAUAUAAAGUUUUAAUUUGGUAUCUUUUAAGACGCUCUUCGUUGUACAGUAAAACAUAAUGUAGCCGUUUUAGCUAGGGUAACUUUUUUAAUAAAUUUGAAGUACAGUCUUCAGCAAUAUAAGAAUAGUUAUUAAAGCAGUAUUUUCCGUUUGUAAUAAUAUAUUUGUAGAGUCACUCGAAAAUUUGAGCACCGACAUGUAUUAGCAUUUUCCUGUAAGAAAAUGGCGUUAUAAUAUUAAACGAUAAUCGCGAAUGAGUAUAAUGUAGUGGUAUGAUAUCGCAUAUUGUUAUAACGCGAGGAGUGGCGCUGGCGCCCGAGUGAUAACGGCACUAAGUUCCCGCCGCGCGCCCCCGCGCCCCCGCUCGCGCCCCCACUCGCGCCCCCACAUGCGCCCUCGCGCCCCCUGGGAACCGGCUCGAGCGCUCGCUGUCCUACGCUGCCGUUGAAUAUUUAAGAACAUGAAGCAAUGUUAAUUUUAACAUUUUUAUAGCAUAAUUAGAGUUUUUAUCCUUAAGAGUAGGAUUUCAUCUAGUUGCCUUCGUAACAGUAGAGAAAUUAGGUGAUACCUUUUCUCUGAUUAGCUUCAUUAUAAAGUCAUGGAGGUCAGCCGCGUUUCUCUAGCCAGUCAAUUGUGUCGCUUGUCUUCCCGCGGCGGGCAGCUGGCUCCCGCCGAGCCGCCGCGUCCGACGUCGUGCUGACACUAGCUAGUUGCAUCUAAUCGCAUCGUAUCUCUAGGCUAAGUAUUAUAUUAAUUGGUCUCGAAGCGAGGCUGCGUACCUGACACCAAUGUAACGUUAAUGGUAGUGCUCUGUGCGCCUCCCCCGGGAACAUUCGCACAAGUGACCGCUCGGACCGCGAAGCGUUCCGUCCGCCGCGCUCCUACCGCGCCCGCAACGAGGCGCUUCGCGUUCAAUCCUAAUAAUAUGUAUAAUAUAAUAAAUCGUUAGAGUAGGUAUAACCGAACUUCUAGUCAGCUUUUAAUAAUCUCUAUUAUUCUAAUAAUAUCAGUCGUAAUAUUGCAAUUGUACCUUCUGUUACUAGUGUACAUAUAAGUGAUGUUCUCGUGUUCAAGUACCGGCCGCGGGCCUCCCGCCGCCCGCUCGCCGCGCCGGCCAGCCGCUGGCGGCCGUGCUGUCUAACAAAUCUCAAUAUUAUCGUAAAGCAUAGAUAUUUUCAUAAUCAAUAGUAUGCAUAAUGUUGAUUGGAUUGCUAAUUUUGUAUAAGUACGUACACAAUUAGUAUAGUUUAUAUACUUAUGUGUCAAUUCUCAUAGCGUUUUAUUACAUAACAGACGAUAGCUAGUAAGUGUUAAAAGUAAUCCAAUACGAUUGCAGUGCUGUUUAUUAAGCUAAUUGAACAAUCUUUGAGUUAUUUAUAUACUUAAACGAUGUUGGAUUAUACUCAUAUUCUUCACUCUUAAAUGUAUGUGUAAUUGUAUCACAGUUAAAAUUAAAUAUCAGUAUUUAAACAAUAAAAAUGUAUUGAAUCUAAUUCAUGGGAACCCGUAGCUCUGUUAAUAUAUUAAAAUAUAUUAUCACUUCACGGAUCAAAGUAACACUUGGUAAGAAUUUGUAAAACAACGAACAUUUGAAAUGUAGUUUUAAGAUCCCGACUAUAAAAGCUGUGACUUGACACAAUUUACUAACGCCUCAUGUCUUUAACAAUUUACCUUAAUAGUUAAUAAUGUUACUUAUUUAACGACAAAUUUGUAAAUCUUCUGUGUCAUGUGGAUAUUCUUCCUUGAAAUUCAUUAGAUAUUCAAAUAAAUUGUUGAGUGGGUACCAUUCAAAUUGUCUACCGGCAAAACCUUGCUAAGCGACGUAGGUAACGAGUUAGUUACUUAAAUAAUAUCAGUUGGGCAUGUAGCUAGUAAGAACUAUCACUGACAUUGUGUAAGAAACAUUAAAUCUCACGAUCCGCUUCUAUCAUGCAAGCAGCACUUCACCUGUGCACAAGGAGCGAACAGCUAUGUUGUUAGCGCAAGUAUCAUUUGCUAUCUGCCGGUAGCGUGACUAGAGGUGCCUACACUGAUCGUGAUGCGGACAACACCAACCCUCGUGAGGGUGCUCCAACUAAUGUUCUACAUUAUAUUGUUUAUCAGUAGGGUCGCUAGACUUCAAUUUGUAGUAAAUGUUCGUAAUUAUCAAAAAUUUCCACAAUUGUGCUUUAUUCUUUCUGACUCUUUGAUGUUGCUUGGCGUUGAACGAUGUGAAACAUUAUUAUACUAUUGUAUUAGAGUUUAUAAUUUAUUUUAAAUCAUGUUAUUUUUCAUAAUUUAGUUUAGACAAAAAUGUUAUAAUAGUUUAGUACCGUUUUACGGAUGUUUCUUGUACCUAUAUAAGUAUUUCAGACCCUAUAUUAAAGUUGUAUUCCGUAUGUCAAAAUUGUCUCAUAAUCUUCUUGUAAAGGAACACUGAUGAAUACCUACUAUCAUUGUUACGAUUUCAAAACAUUGUAUUACGAAUAACAGUAAGAUUUCUGGACACAAUAUGUAAAAUUCAAGUUAGAUUGGUUUUAUAGUCAUAUUAUAUUCUGUAUGUAGGUUAUCAAUCUGAAAUUCUCUCAUAAUUAUAAAAUAAACGGUGUUUUCUGCUGUAA
Trichoplusia ni (cabbage looper) is the source of this 4602-nucleotide messenger RNA. RefSeq names its product syntaxin-1A (gene Syx1A). Gene Ontology annotation, molecular function: SNARE binding; SNAP receptor activity. The coding region runs from base 184 to 1293 and encodes 369 amino acids. NCBI's taxonomy places the organism in Eukaryota, Metazoa, Arthropoda, Insecta, Lepidoptera, Noctuidae. The transcript is spliced from 8 exons. Gene Ontology annotation, cellular component: endomembrane system; synaptic vesicle; plasma membrane. The record is from RefSeq and is a predicted model, not a curated record. Gene Ontology annotation, biological process: intracellular protein transport; exocytosis; synaptic vesicle fusion to presynaptic active zone membrane.